GGAAGCCGCCGUCGUCGGCGUGUAGAAUUGUCCCUAACGCAGUCUGCAAAGCGUUAAAGGUCGAUAGUGGCCGUUGAUUUUUGAAACUGUGGCUCAUAACAAACAUCUCCGCGCUUGAAUAUCCUAAUUAGGUAAGGAAGACCAUGUCUGUGUUGGGAGGGCUACUUCAAGCUGGGGUAUCCAUCUGUCAGUCCACUGGAGCUUUCAUGCAAGCAGCCAGACACAUAUCUACUGGUAUGUGCUGCCGAAUCCGGAUGGUUGGUGUUCCUGAAUUUAAGCCCGUAGACAGUUGGAAUGAGAAGAGGACCAUGUUUGGGGUCUAUGACAACAUUGGCAUUCUAGGUGAUUUUAAAGCCCAUCCUAAAGACAACAUCGUGGGCCCCUGCUGGCUGCGGGGUUUUCAGGGCAACGAACUGCAGCGUCUGAUUAGGAAGAAGAAGAUGGUGGGGGACCGGAUGAUGACUCUGGACAAGCAUAACAUGGAGAAGAGGAUCCGCUUCCUCUACCGCCGCUUCAACCGCUACGGCAAACACCGCUAGUGGGGAACGAGCGACUCGUCCGACACGUCCGGCCAACAAACGACAAGGACCACGGGGGGGGGGGGGGGGGGAGUACGACCGUCACAUUAUGUCGCCUCUUCGUUAUGUAUAUAGAUAUGUAGAUCGACUGCUUGGUGUGUUUUUGUGUGUGUUCCUCCUGCAAACAAGUGUGACUCUCUUCAGUCCUACCAACACCUGAUUUACCUGCUGGAUAUCUUUUUUUUUUGAAAGAAUGGUCUAAAGAGAAGAAGACGUCUCUGUCCAUCGAAGGUCUGCCAGUGGACUCAAACAUAGAGGUGCCCAGAUAGUAAUGAACAGUACAGCGAUGGGUUCUGUCACAGUUGGGCUACUGCAAUUACAUUUGUUUUGCAUUCAUAAAGGCUGUUGCGUAGGUGUCAAUACAAAUUCUGGCCAAUUGCAAGGCUGAUCUUGCUUGUAUUGCUUAAAAGAAAUGUGGGCAAGUAAUAUAUUACUGGUGGCGCAGUGGUUAGCGCGGUCGCCUCACAGCAAGAAGGUCCUGGGUUCGAGCCCCGGGGUAGUCCAACCUCGGGGGUCAUCCCGGGUCGUCCUCUGUGUGGAGUUUGCAGGUUCCCGCCGGGUCUGCGUGGGUUUCCUCCCCCAGUCCAAAGACAUGUAGGUCAGGUGGAUUGGCCGUACUAAAUUGUCCCUAGGUAUGAGUGUGUGUGUGUGUGUGUGUGUGUGUGUGUGUGUGUGUGUGUGUGUGUGUGUGUGUGUGUGUGUGUGUGUGUGUGUGUGUGUUGGCCCUGUGUGAUGGUCUGGCGGCCUGUCCAGGGUGUCUCCCCGCCUGCCACCCAAUGAGUGCUGGGAUAGGCUCCAGCAUCCCCGUGACCCCGAGUAAGGAUAAGUGGUUUGGAUAAUGGAUGGAUGUCUUUUAACAAUACCAGUGGCGGGUCAGUUCUGGUGUCUGGCCCGAGACUUUCAGGCAGGAGGCCGACUAGGGUUGUGGCGUCUGCCCCGACCCACCGAGAGGUAAAAAGGUCUGAAGUGUGUCCCAACAUCUUACCCUCGAGGUGAUUUUUAUAACUUUGGAUUUGGGACUUCUGUCGGUAGCGGCGAUGCUCGAAUGAUGUGUGACCCAAACGGCGUCAGUGUGGCGAGAAGGCCGGUCGUGUCAAUAAAGCCGUUAACGUUUGCUGGCGUUUGCUGCAUCC
Lampris incognitus (smalleye Pacific opah) is the source of this 1711-nucleotide messenger RNA. It is a transcript of the gene mrpl51, whose product is annotated as mitochondrial ribosomal protein L51. Gene Ontology annotation, molecular function: structural constituent of ribosome. The record is from RefSeq and is a predicted model, not a curated record. The coding region runs from base 144 to 539 and encodes 131 amino acids. Gene Ontology annotation, cellular component: mitochondrial large ribosomal subunit. Gene Ontology annotation, biological process: translation. The transcript has 4 exons. NCBI's taxonomy places the organism in Eukaryota, Metazoa, Chordata, Actinopteri, Lampriformes, Lampridae.